Messenger RNA from Rhea pennata, 2961 nucleotides. RefSeq names its product serine incorporator 4 (gene SERINC4). The record is from RefSeq and is a predicted model, not a curated record. Gene Ontology annotation, molecular function: GTP binding; GTPase activity. Lineage: Eukaryota; Metazoa; Chordata; Aves; Rheiformes; Rheidae. The transcript has 20 exons. Bases 1 to 2961 code for a protein of 986 amino acids. Gene Ontology annotation, cellular component: membrane.
AUGAGGUGCAAACAGCUCCGUGGUGCCGGCCCUGCCGCUGCUCCCGGCCCUGCCUGCACCGUCCCCACGCUGUCCUGGCUCUGCCCAUGCCGAAGCCCCGUAUGGCAGUUGCCUCCCUGGGCGCUAAGCCGGCUGUGCUGCAGCUGCAGCCCCUGCCACGGGCUCCGCGUCUCCACGGGCACCCGCCUCCUCUACACGCUCCUCCACGUCCUCGCCUCUGCCGUGUGCUGCCUCACGCUGUCCCGCACCGUGGCCCAGGCCGUCCGGGAGAAGGUGCCCUUCUCCACGGUGCUGUGCGAGCACCUGGCCGGCGGCGCCGACUGCGAGCGCCUGGUGGGCUCCUCGGCUGUGUACCGGGUCUGCUUCGGCACCGCCUGCUUCCACCUGGUGCAGGCCGCCCUGCUCCUCAACGUGCGCUCCAGCACGGACUGCCGCGCGCAGCUGCACAACGGGUUCUGGCUGCCGAAGGUGCUGGUGCUGGCAGGACUCUGCACCACCAGCUUCUUCAUCCCCGAAGACAACUUCAUCCAAGCCUGGCACUAUGUGGGCGUCUGCGGGGGCUUUGCCUUCAUCCUGGUGCAGCUGGUGCUCAUCACCGCCUUCGCGCACACCUGGAACAAGAACUGGCUCACGGGCGCUGCGCAGGACAAGCGUUGGUACCUGGCCGUGCUGCUGGCCACAGCCACCUUCUACACCCUCGCCUCCACGGCCUUCUCCUUCCUCUACAAGUACUACACCCACCCAGCCGCCUGCCGCCUCAACAGUGCCCUGCUCACCAUCAAUGGCAGCCUCUGCGGCAUCAUGUCCUUCGUCUCCAUCACACCGUGUGUGCGGCUCAAGCAGCCGCGGUCGGGGCUGCUGCAGGCCUCCAUCAUCAGCUGCUACGUGAUGUACCUCACUUUCUCCGCGCUGUCCAGCCGCCCCCCGGAGAGAGUGCUCUACCAGGGCCAGAACCUCACCGUCUGCUUCCCCGGCGUCCGGCAGGAUGAGCUGCAGGCGGAGGACACCACCGUCGCCAUCCUGGGGGCUGCCAUCAUGUACGCCUGCGUGCUCUUCGCAUGCAACGAAGCCUCCUACCUCGCCGAGGUGUUUGGGCCCCUCUGGAUGGUCAAGGUCUACAGCUUCGAGUUCAAAAAACCCUCCUGCUGCUUCUGCUGCCCGGAGAAGAUGGAGGAGGAGCUGCGAGGGACCGAGCAGACGUGCGAGCAUGCAGAGGAGCCCACCGGGGCACCGUGCGUCAUCCAGGAUGAGCGGGACCGGGUCGUCUACAGCUACUCAGCCUUCCACUUCGUUUUCUUCCUCGCCUCCCUGUAUGUCAUGAUGACCCUCACCAACUGGUUCAGCUACGAGGAUGCGGUGCUGGAGACCACCUUCACGCAUGGCAGCUGGUCGACCUUCUGGGUGAAGGUGGCCUCGUGCUGGGCCUGCGUCCUGCUCUACCUGUGGCUGCUGUUGAGCCCCCUGUGCCUCCCGGGCUCGCCCCAGCGCCGGCGCAGCAGCCCGCCCGUGCGUGUGCUGCGGCGGCGAUGUGCCUCGCAGCGUGUCAGCAUCUCCGCCAGCCAUAGGGCUGGGAGCAGAGGGUGCCAGCAGUGCCCCAGCCUCAGCCAGUGCAGCUACCUCGGCCUAGGUGGCUUUGGGGAGAUGGGGACAUGCAGCCGGGAGGGCUGCAGCAGCCAGGAGGGCGGCCUGGAGAACGAGCAGCUGCGUUUCACCCUGCGUGAGGCAGAGAGCAGCAUCUCCCAGCUGCAGGCAGAGCUGGAGCAGCUGCGAAGGGACCUCUCUGACCAGGCCAAGCAGCAGAACAGAGAGCAGCUGACACUGAGGGAAAUGGUGGAGGAGAACCUGGCCUUCACGAGCUGCAUCAGGAUGCUGCAGGCAACUAACAGGAGCCUGUACGAGAGCAACAACCGCCUGCGCUCAGCGCUGCUGUUUGGCUUGGACAGCAGCCCAAGAGAGUCGUCACCUCCCGUUCCACAGCGCUGCCCCCUCGCUGCCCCCUUGCAUGGCCUGCUGGAAGGCACCUACAGCAGGUGCCCAUGGGCCUCCUCGCACAGCCCGCUCCCUGCUGCAGCCUCCUGUGCAGGCAGAGACACAAGUCGCAGCAGUCCCAGCCUUGGGCAGUGGCAGAGCUCAGCCUCAAGCACAGACACGGCCUCACCGCUCAGCGAUGCCGGGAGCGAGAGCUCGGAGGAUAUGUCUCCUUCCAGCCCAUGCUCAGACAUGGAGCAGGCACUCACCCCCCAGCCAGGGGAGGCAGAGGAAUCCUGCCACCCUGCAAAGCACUUCAGCAAGAGAAAGCUUCCUGCCUUCACACCAGAGGCACCAGAAACCACAGAGGAACCUGCAGCUCCUUGUCCCAUUUACCGUCUGGUGCUGGCUGGAGAUGGUGGUGCUGGGAAGUCCAGCUUCCUGCUACGUCUCUGUAGAAAUGAAUUCCAAGGAGACAUCCCCACCACACUAGGUACUGAGGACGAACGUGGAGAGGCAGGGGAGCAGGGGAACACACAUGACUCUCUUUCUCUCAGGGGUGGACUUCCAAGUGAAGCAGCUGCUGGUGGAUGGGGAGCAAAUCACAUUACAGAUCUGGGACACAGCUGGGCAGGAGAGGUGAGAUGGGCCAAGGCUCCUGCCACUGAGCUGAGCCAGCAAGGGCUCUUUCCACAGCUUCAGGCAGGCCAGCAGGGCUGCCAAGGUCACUGCGCAGGCACAGCUGUCCUCUGCUGCAGAGGAGCCCUUGGUACAAGCCUGGGAAUGCAGAGCCAGGCGCAGCCCCCGCAGGCACACCAGAGGGCCCGGCCCCACAGCACUAACAUGCUUCCCGGCACCAGAUUCCGGAGUAUUGCCAAGUCCUACUUCCGCAAAGCCCAUGGUGUGCUGCUCCUCUACGACAUCAGCUCUGAGAACAGCUUCCUUAACGUCCGCCAGUGGAUCGAGGACAUCAAGGUAGCAGGAAGGGUCUGA